UUUUCUUCCGGAGGAUCUUUUCGUUUCAGUUCAAACCCUGUCACCCGCCCUUUUCUACAACGUUGUACCUCAAUAGAAUCCCUUUUCGUCUGUCUAUGUCAUUGGCUCUCCAUGGCGUAAAGUCUCUGAACAUCCUCAACGUCAUCUUUAACUUAUGUGAAAGAGGGUUUUUUGAUGGGACAGGGCUCGAGCUGUCCUGACAUGCGCCGGGGCGUGAUCGACGAUUCUACAUUACUUGGAAGCCUCUUUCAAUGCUCAAACACGAUCCUUUAUCUUCACUAUGAACUUGCCGGUGUUACUAUGCGUCGUAUUUCAUUCCACCUCUCCACCAGCACAUCAGCACACGGUGACAUUGGAGCCAAAAAUCCACACUAUCAGAAUUUCCAGGACAUUUUCUAUUGCUUCACAACUCCAUGCUCGCGCCGAAUUCUGGCUGACAAGUUUCGCGAGGGCCCGUGGCCGACGUAUAGCAGGUUUCCACUGCACGAACAAAAGUUGGAAAACCUUGUAAAGCAGCGCGAAAGAACCGCACGGAAAGGCCCUGGCCACCCGUGUGCAUGCAGUGGUUCUCACUUCUCAAUCGUACGCACAGACUGUUCAAUGACCCACGAGGACACGUUGGCAAAGGACCAAGUCCUUCGCCCUCGCAGUCUUCACCCUAAAGGAUGCUUCAUGGUUACUAUACUGUUGAUGAUUGGCUCGAUCGCCAUCCACCUACCGUGCGGUUUCCAGGGAAAUUUGUUACCUGUUAUAUACCGACAGCAGAGUCGACAGGAAAAGGAACGCGCUGCCCAUUCAAGGAGAGUGAAAGAGCACGCCGGAUCAAAAGCCUGAGGUCAGUGACCUCGAUAAAGUUGAGUCGCAGACCCGUACGGCUAACUAGCAGAAGCUUUGCUCAUCAUUCAACGUACCAUGAUAUCGUACCAUUCAUUCUCGAACUUUUCUCCCAGUUGCUUGGGAUUCCGGUGUGCAGCGCAGCGAGCACUCUAGCUAGAUAGACCCACAAAAUUCAUGGAUUUGUCCAUCAGGCUUGAGAGAGCUGAAAACGAGGAG
Cantharellus anzutake is the source of this 1053-nucleotide messenger RNA. RefSeq lists its product as uncharacterized. The coding region runs from base 175 to 834 and encodes 219 amino acids. The transcript has 4 exons. Lineage: Eukaryota; Fungi; Basidiomycota; Agaricomycetes; Cantharellales; Hydnaceae. The record is from RefSeq and is a predicted model, not a curated record.